AUGGGCAAGGUGUUUAUGUACUAUUUGUCAGGUGCCAGCAUAUUCAGUUGCAAGAAGUGUAAAGUACAUCUUGCGCUGAAUGAUCAUUUGAUAUCAACUGAGUUCACAGGGAAGUAUGGACAAGCCUUCCUCUUUGGUGAAUGUGUAAAUGUUAUUGUUGGCGAGAGUGAAGAUAGGAACCUGUUGACAGGUAUGCACGUCGUCGCAGAUAUAUAUUGUGUACAGUGUGAUGAACAACUUGGAUGGAAAUAUGAGUUUGCCAAGGACGAAUCACAGAAAUAUAAAGUUGGGAAGUUUAUUCUGGAGAGAGAGAGGAUACAAAAGGAGAAUUGGAUAUAG
Acytostelium subglobosum LB1 is the source of this 339-nucleotide messenger RNA. RefSeq lists its product as hypothetical. Lineage: Eukaryota; Evosea; Eumycetozoa; Acytosteliales; Acytosteliaceae. Bases 1 to 339 code for a protein of 112 amino acids. The record is from RefSeq and is a predicted model, not a curated record. The transcript has 4 exons.